CCCACUUCCUCGCUGCCCCCCCCCCCCUCUCUCUCUGUGGACCUACUACCCUCAAUCCUCUUGUUGACUUCGUGCCGUAUCCUUCACUCCCAUGGAGCACGCCAUUGAGCUUCCCUGCGAUGGUGACGGCAUUUGCAUGGUAUGUAAAAAGAAGCCCUCCUCUCCGGGCGACACCCUCACCUGCAAAACAUGCGCCACGCCCUGGCACGUUGCUUGCAUCUCCUCUUCCCGCCCCCAAACCCUCGUCGAUGCCCUCCAUUGGGACUGCCCGGACUGUUUGUUGAUCUCCCCCAAAACAUGCGCCGGUGCCGGACCGUCGAGGAGUUCCGGAGACCUGAUCGCGGAGAUUCGGGCGAUCGAGUCGAACGGGUCUCUUACAGAUCGGGAGAAGGCGAGGAGACGGCAGGAGCUGAUGUAUAAGGGCGCGCGAUCUUCAGAUGGAAACGACGAUGACGACGCGAAUCUCAAGAAGAAGGGAAUGAUCACCGGAGAUGACGAAGUUCUUGGUAUUCUCGAUAACAGUUUGAACUGCUCGUUUUGCAUGCAGUUACCGGAAAGACCUGUGACGACUCCUUGCGGUCACAACUUUUGCUUAAAGUGCUUCCAGAAAUGGAUCGGGCAGGGCAAGCGCACUUGUGCGAAUUGCCGCAAUAAAAUCCCAGCCGGUAUGGCAAGCCAGCCUCGGAUAAACUCUACACUUGUCAUUGCCAUUCGAAUGGCAAGAAUGUCAAAAUCAAAUGCUGUAGGGGGUCCCCCAAAGGUUUAUCACUUCAUACGCAACCAAGACCGCCCAGAUAAAGCAUACACCAGUGAACGAGCAAAGAAAGGUGGAAAGGCCAAUGCUAGUAGUGGAAAGAUAUUUGUCACAGUCCCUCCCGAUUAUUUAGGGCCAAUCCUAGCAGAAAAUGACCCUGAGAGAAACCGGGGUGUGUUGGUUGGGGAGACCUGGGAAGAUAGGCUGGAAUGUAGGCAGUGGGGUGUGCAUCUUCCUCUUGUUGCAGGAAUUGCUGGGCAGUCAAAGUAUGGUGCCCAGUCAGUGGCCCUAUCUGGAGGCUACGAAGACGAUGAGGACCAUGGUGAAUGGUUCCUCUACACAGGGAGCGGCGGAAGAGACCUUAGUGGCAAUAAACGCACAAACAAGGAACACUCUUUUGAUCAAAAGUUUGAAAAAUUCAAUGAGGCAUUACGAGUAAGUUGCCGGAAGGGUUAUCCUGUUCGGGUGGUGAGGUCUAACAAGGAGAAGCGCUCUUCUUAUGCCCCAGAGACAGGGUUGCGUUAUGAUGGGAUUUACAGAAUUGAGAAAUGCUGGCGGAAAAAUGGGACUCAGGGGUAUAAGGUUUGCAGAUAUCUUUUUGUUAGAUGUGACAAUGAUCCUGCCCCCUGGACAAGUGAUGAUCAUGGAGACCGGCCAAGACCACUGCCUAUCAUUAAUGAGUUAAAGGAUGCAACUGACAUAACCGAAAGGAAGGCAACUCCAUCCUGGGACUAUGAUGAGGAAAGAGGUUGCUGGAGGUGGAAGAGACCUCCACCAUGUAGCAGAAAACCGGUCGAUAAUGGAGAAUUGGAAGAAGGGAAGAUCACAAGGAAAGUUACACAGCGAACACAAAAUAUGCCUGUGAAAGCUAGACUUCUAAAAGAGUUUAGCUGCCACAUCUGUCGGAAGUUGAUGGCUUUCCCACUUACUACCCCUUGUGCUCACAACUUUUGCAAAGCUUGUCUUGAGGGUGCUUUCUCUGGUAAAAGUUUCAUGAGACAGAGGACAUGUGAAGGCAGACGAAUGUUAAGAGCACAGAAGAACAUCAUGAAAUGCCCUUCUUGUUCAACUGACAUAGCUGACUUUCUUCAGAAUCCGCAGGUUAACAGAGAACUGAUGGAGGUGAUAGAAUCACUACAACGCACAAUUGAAGAGGCAGAAGGUAUUGAGUCAAGUGAAGAAACUGAUGGCACCCACCAGACGCGGGAUGGAGUUACCGACAGUGUAGAAAUUUGUGAUGCGAAAAAUGCAAUUCUGAAGGAAGCAAAGGACAACAGUUUGAAAACUCAGAUUGCAAGUGAAGUUCGGCAAACAGACCAGUUAAAAAAAGCAAGUGUUAACAAAUGUAAAUUAAACCCUGGUGGAAAGAAGGGGAGAACAUUCUCUAAGCAGCAUCAGGCUGCUGAAGGCCAAAAUGGUGUUGAUGAUAAUAUUAAAGCCGAAAAGGCCUCCAGUAACAUAUUACUAGAUCCUGCAGUAGAAUGCAAAGUCACAGAGACUUGCAAAAGGAAACAGUCGGGUAAUGGAGGCAGCUUGUCAACAUUGGAUGUUGGAGCGAAGACUGUAAGCAAAAGGGCUAAAAAUGCAAGUGGUCGAAUGAAUUGAUUGACCAUCAGUUCUGCUGCAUCAUAAAAGAAAGCUGGAACUGUGGUAUCAGUACCUCUCUCUCUCUCUCUCUCUCUCUCUCUCGGGGAAAAUGCGCACUCAAACUAGUUAUUGAGCUGCUACCCUCCUUGUACAUUAUCUUUAGUUUGAGAACAAUGAGGGGAUAGUGGAUGUUCCUUUUUCUGGGAUCCAUGUAACUUGAUCAUUGAACAUGUUGGCGUCUUUAAUUUGAUUUGUUUCUAAUGAUGAUCGGGCAUUUUCCAUGGA
Molecule: messenger RNA, 2626 nt
Organism: Carya illinoinensis
Lineage: Eukaryota; Viridiplantae; Streptophyta; Magnoliopsida; Fagales; Juglandaceae
Product: E3 ubiquitin-protein ligase ORTHRUS 2-like
Exons: 9
Coding region: 92-2359 (755 amino acids)
Biological process (GO): protein ubiquitination; negative regulation of gene expression via chromosomal CpG island methylation
Molecular function (GO): metal ion binding; ubiquitin protein ligase activity
Source: RefSeq, a predicted model, not a curated record